CCUUCUGUGUGUGCACAUGUGUAGUACAUACCUGGGAUCAAAGCUGUCUAUAUAAAGUCCUUGAUUCUGUGUGGGUUCAAACAUAUUUCAAAGCUUCAGGAUUCUGAAAGGUUUCGCUCUGCUUCCUGAAGACCUCAGCACUGUUCCCAUAAGGCCAUGGCUUGCCUUGGAUUCCAGAGGCACAAGGCUCAGCUGGACCUAGCUUCCAGGACCUGGUCCUGCAUGGCCUUGUUUUCUCUUCUUUUCAUUCCUGUCUUCACCAAAGCAAUGCAUGUGGCCCAGCCUGAAGUGGUACUGGCCAGCAACCGGGGUGUUGCCAACUUCAUGUGUGAGUAUGAAUCUUCAGGCAAAGCCACUGAGAUCCGGGUGACAGUGCUGCGGCAGGCCAACAGCCAGGAGACUGAAGUCUGUGCUGCGACAUACAUGGUGGAGGAGGAGUUGACUUUCCUAGACGAUUCCACCUGUGUUGGCACCUCCAGCGGCAACAAAGUGAACCUGACCAUCCAAGGGCUGAGGGCCAAGGACAUGGGGCUCUACAUCUGCAAGGUGGAGCUCAUGUACCCGCCACCAUACUAUGUGGGUGUGGGCAAUGGAACCCAGAUUUAUGUCAUUGACCCAGAACCCUGCCCGGAUUCCGACUUCCUCCUCUGGAUCUUUGCGGCAGUUAGUUCGGGGUUGUUUUUUUACAGCUUUCUCCUCACAGCUGUUUCUUUGAGCAAAAUGCUAAAGAAAAAAAGCCUUCUUACAACAGGGGUCUAUGUGAAAAUGCCCCCAACAGAGCCAGAAUGUGAAAAGCAAUUUCAGCCUUAUUUUAUUCCCAUCAAUUGAGAGACCAUCAUGAAGAAGAAAGACCAUAUUCCAAAUUUUAAGAACUGAGUCAAUU
Messenger RNA from Propithecus coquereli (Coquerel's sifaka), 883 nucleotides. RefSeq names its product cytotoxic T-lymphocyte-associated protein 4 (gene CTLA4). The transcript is spliced from 4 exons. Gene Ontology annotation, cellular component: membrane; external side of plasma membrane. The coding region runs from base 157 to 828 and encodes 223 amino acids. The record is from RefSeq and is a predicted model, not a curated record. Gene Ontology annotation, biological process: T cell receptor signaling pathway; negative regulation of regulatory T cell differentiation; immune response. NCBI's taxonomy places the organism in Eukaryota, Metazoa, Chordata, Mammalia, Primates, Indriidae.